This is a messenger RNA of Rhizophagus irregularis DAOM 181602=DAOM 197198, 5632 nucleotides long. The record is from RefSeq and is a predicted model, not a curated record. NCBI's taxonomy places the organism in Eukaryota, Fungi, Glomeromycota, Glomeromycetes, Glomerales, Glomeraceae.
CCUAUAAAUUACUUUAUGCAUCAUUUAAAACUAAAAUUUUACAAUCAAAAACUAUUUAUUUUUAUUUUGUUGAAUUUUAUCUAAAUAAAAAAAAAAAAUUUUUUUUUUGCUAAUUCAUUUAAUAGCCGCUCAAUAUCAAUAUAAAUCGUUCUUGAGCUAGAUAAUUUUUUUAAAACGUAAAAUGAAUAGUUCUAACGCUACUAAAAGAAGAAAAAAAGGAAAAGGAUUCAAACCAAAAGAACCUUACACUAAUCGUUUACGUAAAAUUCUCGAUGAAUAUCCUGAUGGUUCACAGGUUCUUCGUGAAAUUCUUCAGAAUUCCGAUGAUUCCAAGAGUACCGAACAAAUUUUUAUUUUGGAUCAUAAUACAUAUCCAUCAAAUAGUUUACUUGAACCAGAGGAGGAUAGCUAUGAAAGAACAAAUCUAAAACUUGAUAGAUAUCAAGGUCCAGCACUUUUAGCUAAGAAUAAUACUAUUUUCGAGGAAAGGGAUUUUGAAUCUUUGCUGAAAUUAGCUGAUAGUGAGAAACAAGAUCAAUUUGAUAAGAUUGGAGUAAUGGGUGUCGGCUUUAAUUCGAUUUAUCAUAUUACCGAUUCACCUUCUUUUAUUACUGGUGAAAAUUAUGUCAUUCUUGAUCCACACGAAUGGUAUUUUGAUGGUGGUGUCAAAUUCAACUUUGUCGAUGAUAAUUUGGCCGAAGAAUACCCGGAUCAAUUCGCUCCCUUCGGAAUUCCAUGUGAUAGAUCAUUUAAAGGCACCCUCUUUCGUUAUCCUCUCCGUACUGAUGAAGAUUCUAUUGAUUCGAAAAUUUCUGAUAAAGUAUAUAAACCUGAUGAAAUUUUAGAGAUGUUUCAUAAAUUUUAUGAAAAAGAAAGCGUAAAUUGUUUAUUGUUUUUAAAAUAUAUUGAACGUAUUCAAUUCUAUGAAUUGAAAGAAGGUGCUACUGAACCUGAAUUACUUUACACAAUUCAGUUGGAAAAUAUUGAUGACCACAUUCGACAACAACGUCGGUUAAUAGUUGAAAAAAUUGUACCAAUGAUGAAAUCAUUAAAAUUAGGAGAACUUAACGGAAAUAAUCAGUUAGAUACUUCUUAUGUUGCAUCAUUUUCUCGAAAGCGAAAAGAUGAUUCUAUAGAAAUUAGCUCAUGGUUAAUUUUAAAUUAUCUUGAUGACUUACUUGAAGUCGAAAAAUAUUUUUAUGAGAACUUUAAUAAAUAUAUAGGAGAUUAUAAAUUUAUUCCUAAUGUUGGUUUAGCUGUUCCUUUGAAUAAUCCGGAUGCUGUUGGAAGAUUAUUCUGUUUUUUACCUCUUCCUAUUGAUAUGCCCUUUCUCGUUUCCGUACAUGGAUACUUUGCGGUUAGCACCAAUCGACGUACCUUAUGGUCGCCUGCCGACAAUGAAGACCUAGCGGUUGAUGCGUUAGCGCGUUUGAAAGUUGAAUGGAAUAAAUAUUUAUUUGAAAAAGUCUUACCUAAAGCUUGGGCAAAAUUUCUUAAUGAACUUCCGCUUAAAGUUUCUAAUCUUCGAUCAGGUGAUUUACAUAAAUUCUGGCCAAGAGAUAAUGAAGGAACUUCUAGCAUUAGUUCUUUUUGUAAGGAUCUAUUACAAAAUGUCAUAGAAAAUCUUAAUAUUGAUGAUCGUGUAUUCAGAGGACCUCCUUCAUCAAAUACCAUUGGAGUAGUAUCUAAAGCUUCAGCAGAUUCGUAUGAUACACCCUUAUUUCAAGAAUCCGAAUUUCAUUGGCUUUCUCUUUUAAAUGGCUAUUUGGAGGAUGAAAAAUCGCGAAUUUAUGAAUUACCUAAAAUAAUUGGAAGUAUUGGGUUUCCAUUCAUAUCAACCUUACCUACCAUCCUCAACGCCUUAAAAAAAUCUACUAAACACGAAGAUUCCCUCCAUUUUUUUACUCCUGCCACCAUUCGUAAUUAUUUAAGGUGUAAUAGUGAUAGAUGGCAGGAAGGUGUAAUAUCAAGAAAAGAAAUCUUAUAUUUAUUUGAAUAUAUAUUAGAGGACAAAAAGUUUGAUGAAUUAGAAGGUUUUAAAAUGAUUCCGCUUGCAGAUGGUACGCUUGGUACUUUAACACAAUCUGGUAAUUCUUACGCGUAUAUUGGCCCAGAUGAAAUUCUUAAAACUCAUAAAAACGAUGAAUGUAAUAUUUUCAAAGAUCAACUGAAUAAGUUCAUUGAUAAAUCGAUUAACAAUUAUACACUAUAUCACUGCUUACAUGAAAAUGCAAAAGCAAAAUGGAUUUUAAAUAUAAAAAUAUUGGAUGAAUUUGCUGUUGGUGAUAUGAUUAGAUAUUCAUUGAAUUAUACAGAGAAUACACAAGAUUCUGAAGAAAUACCAAUGCCAAAUAAUUAUGAAUGGAUUUAUCAAUUAUGGGAUAACCUAAAAUUUAGAAAUUGGGAUUUAACUAAAUUUGAAGAUAUUCAUUUAAUUCCGACAAAUCAUUCUACUCUUAGAAAGUUGAAGACUCCUAGAAAGACUUUUUCGGGUAAAAAUAUCUCAAACAAUUCUUUAAUUUCUAUUUUCGAAAAAUUUGGUGCUGUUUUCGUUGACAGUGAAUUUGAUAGACAAAUUUCAGAAUGGAAUAAAAUAUCUCCAUAUAUUAUUAAGCCUGAUAACAUUAUAUCGGUUUUGGAUUCCUUCCGUGCUAAUGCAUCAUAUCCAGAUAAUUUGAAAAUAAAUUUACAGAGUAGCGAAGCAACAGCGCUCGUUGAACAUUUAUCUAAUUAUUUACGGCUUGCUAAUAAAUCUAAUCUAAUACGAAAUCAUAUUGAUGUUAUUAAACAUCUUCCUAUUUUUAUCGAAGUUGACCAUACUUCACCAAUUCCAUUGUUACCAUUACAACCUGAAAACAAAAGUUGGUAUCUUUUACCUCGUGAAGAAGAAAAAUCAUAUGGUAAAAUUAUUUAUCCAAGUGAUAAGGGAGGAUUUAUUAAUACUAUCUCACAAAAUAUGUGUUAUAUAUUGGAAGAUAUUAUUAAAAUUCCUCGAUUAACUGUAAAUGAUUAUUGGAGAAGAUAUGUAAUACCAUUUCUUGAAUCACAAAUACCGGGAGACAUAGAUAUAGUUGUUGACAAACUUUUUGAUCGAUUAACAUCUUUACUUGAUGUUGAUGCUAGCUUAAAGGAUGAUCUUGGAAGAAGAUCUUUUGUACCCGUUGGUACAAUUAGAAUGUCGCAACAACAACAAACGCCUAAUGUUAUAAUUUUGGCCAAACCAAUGGAACUUUUUGAUCCAAAAGCAAAGACAGUGACUGAUCUAUUUUUUGAAGAUGAGCAACUUUUUCCUGCCGGUAGAUAUGGUAGCCCGCAAAAGUACCUUCCAAAUUUGAAGUUGUUAGGAAUUAAAUCAGUUCUUACCCCAAAUGAUAUUAUUUCUCGAAUCGAUGCUAUUAUAAAACGAAGAGAAACUACCAAUGAAGAACUCGUUCGUAUCAAGGCAGAUAGGCUUUUAAAGUAUAUUGAUGAUAAAUGGGAUCAGAUAACUAAAAAUAGUAAUGCGUCCUUGGAAGCUCUUUUAGAAAAAGAAUGGAUACCUACAGUUGACGAAUCUGGAAAAAAGUUUUUUUCGAAACCUAGAGAAUGUUAUGGUAAAAAAUAUAAAUAUCUAGUUUGUUUGGCUGCACCUGUAUUAGAAUAUAAUCUUAGAAAUCGUAACUUAUUAAAAUAUUUAAAGUGGGACACUUGUCCCGAUGUUGGAAUUGUCCUAAAACAAUUGGAAUUUUGUCGUAGUGAUGUGAAUAAUAAAAGACCACCAAAGGAAUUAAGAUCUAUUUGUAACGCUAUUUAUGAAUAUAUGAAUGAAGCUUUUCAAGCAAAUGACGAGACAUCAAAAGAAAGAUUUAAUUUUAUCAAUAAAUCUUUAAAAAAUGAAUCAUGGAUUUUAUGCGGAGAUAAAUUUCGUUCAAGUGAUAAAGUUGUCAUCAAUCUUCCUAAUAGAUUUCAGGAUAAUGAUUCUUUAAUUGUUAAACUACCUAUGGAGUAUUAUAGAUUCAAAGAUUUAUUUAAACAUAUGGGAGUUCGAGACGAAAUUGGAGUCAAAGAUUUGGUUAAUUUUAUUAAAAAUAUGGUCAAGGAAGAUAAAAAUAGAGCCUUAGAUACACAUGAAGUAGACAGCGUUAUUAUGAUCCUUGAACAAAUCGCCAGGAUACGAAAGGAUAAUAGGAGAGAAGGAAAUGAAAAUGAUACGGAAGAAUUGGAGGGAUUGUUGAUUCCAAGCGAUAAAAAUGUACUUGUUGACUUUCAUGAAAUUCAUUUUGAUGAUAUGGAAGGUAGACUGAACGGACUAAACGAACUAAACGAAUAUUCUAUUAAACAUAUUGCUCAUUACAAUAUAACUUCGGAUAUUGCUACGAAAUUAGAAAUUCAAACUUUAAUAGGAGAAAUAUAUGGUAAUUCUGACUGGGAAAUCUUUGAACAAGACGAGUCAUUGACUACCAGAAUAAAAAAUAUUCUCAAGGACUAUUGGAUGGGCUAUCUAUUUAGAGAAUUUCUUCAAAAUGCAGAUGACGCUAAAGCAGAACAUUUUUUGGUAAUCAUAGACGAAAGACAAUUUAACUUUCCUAAUAAAGAAUUCAUUUCAAAAAAAAUGGAAGAUUGGCAAGGUCCUGCGAUAUGGAUUUAUAAUUCUGCAGUAUUUUCUUCUGUUGCUCCUAAUGAUGACUUUAAAUCUUUGCGCAAUCUUGGCAUUGGAGGGAAAUCUAAUGAUGACACGAAAAUUGGAAAAUUCGGGAUAGGAUUCAAUUGUGCGUAUCAUUUCACAGAUUUACCUAGCGUCUUGAGCGGACAAUAUAUUGCAUUUUUAGAUCCGCAUGCAAAAUAUCUUCCUCCCACAGGAUUUCCUCUUAAAAGACCAAAAGGUACUCGAUUUGAUUUCGUUGCCAAGAAUUUAAAAGAAAAUUGUCCAGACCAAUGCUACCCAUAUGAAGCGAUAUUUAAUUUUAUUAAGAAUAAAUUUCCAGAUAAAUACAAAACAGGAGGUUGUGAUUUUUCAGGAGAAUUCGAGGGAACCUUAUUUAGACUCCCACUCAGAACUCAUAAAUUAGCAAAAGAUAGUGAUAUAUCAACCAAAGUUAUUAGUACUCAUAAAGUUAUGGAACUAUUCAGUAAUAUUCAGGAUAAUAAUGAGAUGCUAUUUUUAAGAAAUAUAGAAUCGUGUGGUCUAUAUCGCAUGAAAGGUAGAAAACCUGAAUUGCUCUGGGAAGAGGAAAUUACGACAAAAGAACACCGUCAAUUUCGUCGAAAAGUUAUUGACAAAGAACAAAUCUAUCAAUUGAAUAUUGAUAAAUCUAAUUAUGUACAAAACAAAAAAGUUUCGGAGAUAUGGGCUGUAUGUACGGGAGGACAUAACAAGGUCAAGCCGGAGUCAAGGGAACUUGAAGGAAAGCUUAAAAAAUUUUCAGAGGAAAAACGACUGAAGCCAAGAGGUGGAGUUGCAGCUUUGCUUGCUCAAUCUAAUGAAAAAACAUUGAAGGAAUUAAGAGAUGAUUCGGUAAAAUUUUUUCUUUCUUUGUAAUAUUUGCCUAUCAAGUAUUAACCCAAUUAAUUUUUGCAUUAUAGUUUCCAAAUCCUCCCGAUCUUAUAGGAAAAAUUUAUUCAUAUUUAUCUCUAUCAAUAACUAGCAAUUUGG